AUGGCAACACAUUUCUUCUUUGAUUUUCAAAUUUCCUUCGAAUUUUGUGCGGCAAUUGAGCAUCAGGGCUUGGAGAAACUUCAACAACAUGAGCACUCCUCAGGUGUCGACUGCUUCGAAUCUGUCAUAACAACCAUAGCAAAACUUUCUUUAAAGAGUUUGCAAGAGUUAGUCAGACUUCAGACAUUCAAUCGAAGUGGAUUCCAACAAAUUCAGUUGGAUAUUCAGUUUUUGAAAUCUACUUUAAGGGAUAUUGCCGAGGAUGAAGCUGCAAUUGAUUUCUUGCUUGAUGAGGUGAUUGAUGCUACUACAGAACGUUGUCUCGAUCCAGUUCCUCUUAAACCACCCAUUUUAGACAGACUUGUAAAGGCAAAGUUGACAAAGACUUCACAAUAG
Fraxinus pennsylvanica is the source of this 396-nucleotide messenger RNA. The record is from the annotation of a GenBank genome assembly. NCBI's taxonomy places the organism in Eukaryota, Viridiplantae, Streptophyta, Magnoliopsida, Lamiales, Oleaceae.